AUGAAUUUCGGAAGUUCUAGCGUCGCUGUCUCUCUUUACAGUCGAGCUCACACAGGCCGUAGUUCAAAUAGCCCUGACGGCUUUCGCCCGAGUGGUACGGCGUCAGCUGAGGAGGCAGAGUCGGAUCAAGAGAUGGGUUUAGAAAAUGUUAAAGUUGAUGCUUCGCCAGUUCUAAUUAUUCAUGAUGACAAUGGGAUAUCUGAAGAGACCAGAAAUAUUUUAGGACCCGAUCCUAGUAAAAAGAAAAAAUGCGGAUUUAAUCUGCAUGCUGCUGUUGAGCCAAUAUGGUCGCAUAUCUUAGCUUUUGGUUUCUCUUCGGAAGAAAAAGACCGGCUUUUUAAAAAAUAUGAAAUGCCAGAGAAUUGUAAACUUUUAACUCCUCCUAUAAUAAAUCCUGAAAUUAGUGCUAGUAUGAAUGCGCUUCAUACAGCAAGAGACGACACACACUUAAAUUAUCAAAAUCAGAUCGGUAAGGUUUUAGCAACUUUGGGACGUGCGAUAAAUGUUAUCUUAGAAGAGGAAACUAGCAUUCCUAAGCAAGUUAAAGAAAACCUUCUAGCAUAUACAGCUGAUUCUGGACGCAUGUUGUGUACAAUUGUGAAUGAGAUGUCGAAUAAGCGGCGUUAGAAAAUGUUCCUCCGGGAGAAUUUUUAUUCGGCCCAGACUUGGGUGAAAAAAUUCAAGCAUUAAAAGCGAUGGAAAGAGUAGGAAAAGAUAUUCGGCCAAGUAAUUCUCUUAACUAUAAUCGCACUCAAUAUAAAC
Messenger RNA from Psylliodes chrysocephalus, 762 nucleotides. Lineage: Eukaryota; Metazoa; Arthropoda; Insecta; Coleoptera; Chrysomelidae. The record is from the annotation of a GenBank genome assembly.